AUGCCACCUGUCCGCCACACACGCCAGUGUGCCUCCAUUCUCACACAGAAUUGCCCAGCCUGCUUUGGAGGUGUCCUUUUUGGUAGACCUCUUAGUGAAGGUGGCGACAUACAUGUUGCAACAGAUGGCAAUUUCCAUCAUCGACAUCGACGAUCUGCGGGUGACUGUCCACGCUUUCACGACCCCAUAUAUUUUCUUUCCAAGGCUCAAGUGGACAACGUUGGGCGACACAUCCUCUCGCAGCGUAAAUGUGCACCAAGGAUUUGCACUUCUUUAGUACCAGAUGAGGCAAUUGACCAAUGCGAGCACUCAUAUGAGGCCGCAGAUGUGACUUCACGUCUUCAAUUUGCAACCAUGGCUAUGCAUCCAUAUGGCCACGAGUGGGCAUGUCAGCUCGAGUAUAACCCUUGCAUGUGCAACGGUCUUGGCCUCUCAGAUGGGGAGGGAACUGAAAGACUAUGGUCAAGGUUUGUCAAAUUAAUUGGCAUUCAAAGGUCAUCAUCAUGCCAGAAGUGUCUGUGGUUGAUUGACCAGCAAGCAGGUGCCAUUGGUCUUGAGAUGCGAAUAGAUCUUGGCGAUUGGAUCAAAUGGUGGCUCAAGCAUGGAGUUAAUGGUCAAGGUGCAGCGGCACAAGAAGUUUUGGAUAAUUGUGGUAUUGAAGCUCAAGACCUUCAAGAACAUCCACGGAUGGGCUUGGCUACUGAAGAAACCUUAGACGCUCUGGAGAGCCUCCAGCGCAGCCAUGAUCAUUUGAUGAGCAAGGUUGAAACAUUAUAUCCCUCGCUCAACGUUCACGACAGAUUUUCAGAACUACAGGGCGUUGAUUUGGAUUUUAGAGCAAUAGGAAGCUUUUUUGAAUGGGACAAACUUGACCGUGUGAUUGGUGGUGCAAAUCAGGCACUUGGUACGAAGCUACAUCAGCAGACACAUAAGGCUAUCGCUAAGCGCCAGCCGGCCUUGAUGACAGCGAUUCACAAGUUUAACUCCUAUUGUGAGCAUCUGGAGAGCAUCUUUGACCCAUCCUUGGGUGUCCCGCUUCCUACUCCUCUCCCUACUAAGCUCGCUGAUCUUCGCAAAGAUCAGAUGCUGAUGGAGGAUGUUUGGAUCACUCCAUCUUGCCGCAUUGGGCAUGAAGCAGAUAACCUUUGUCGAUGGUUUGGAGCUGAGCUCACUGCGCUAGAACUCGCUCUCCGCUCUCCUACAAAUCAUACAUACGUGUUCCCACUCCAACAACGACGGGAUCACCUUCUCCAGUUACAAAGUAAAUGGGUCACCCCACUAGCAUCUGCUACUCGUUUCAACAGCAGUGCUAACAUGGCGGUCAAUCUUGCUAUUACGCUUUCCGAGAGCACGGGACCAUCGCAAGCUGUCAUGUACAGGCUUGUACCAACCUCACUGGCACUCGCAGACUCCCCCGAGGAUGAUACUGACGAACAUAUUGCCCCUGCACUCAAAGAGAUUGCUGAAGAGGCUGUCCUCUUGGACAUUUUACCUGACAAUACCGCUAGUGAUGAUGAAGACGACGAACCCGUGGGAUUACCUGAAUUUACGAUUAGCUGGCAGCUUCCAGAGAAUCUCACAUAUUGCAGUAACAUAUCUCUGUAUUAUACGAGUGAACGGACGUGCAUAAUAUCCCGUAUGAUACGGGCCAGCGGACCAUGGGCCGAAGGUAGAUAUAUCCUCGACUGUGACGGAUGGGCCGGGAGUGUUAUUAUUCCCGAUGGAGACGGGUUGGCCCAGGUGGGGAAUAUGUAA
Molecule: messenger RNA, 1755 nt
Organism: Suillus subalutaceus
Lineage: Eukaryota; Fungi; Basidiomycota; Agaricomycetes; Boletales; Suillaceae
Exons: 11
Coding region: 1-1755 (584 amino acids)
Source: RefSeq, a predicted model, not a curated record